Alternaria alternata is the source of this 2856-nucleotide messenger RNA. Its product is annotated as Di-copper centre-containing protein. The record is from RefSeq and is a predicted model, not a curated record. Gene Ontology annotation, molecular function: oxidoreductase activity; FAD binding. Lineage: Eukaryota; Fungi; Ascomycota; Dothideomycetes; Pleosporales; Pleosporaceae. The coding region runs from base 324 to 2684 and encodes 786 amino acids. The transcript has 4 exons.
GCAUUUGCAACCGAUUAGACGAAUCUCGACUCUCGUAUCUUGGACUUAUGCGACGCUACUGCAUAAACAUCUGGGACAAUGCAGAAACCACGUCGGUUGCCUUAAAUGAAGCCCUAAUUCAGUAACUCCGAUGCGGAAGACUGCAGAGAGCAUCUUUCGCCUCCGCGACCACCUCGGAUUCAAGUUAGCGAACCUUGCAAGCCUAGUCGCUGCAUGUGUGUACAAUUUUGAUAUGGGGCCAAAUCGUAUCGUAGGCGCAUAUAUCGGACUGUUGGCGCGCAGCUGUCGUCGCUCUGUCCUAACGUAGCGCCUUACUUCUCUUGAUGAGAUUCCUAGAUAACAUGAGAUUUUGUGGAAUCUCUGCCAUUGCGCUGGCUUUGACCAGCGUUGCUUUGUCUGCCGCGGUAAUACCUCGAGAUGAUUUGCUUACAGAUCUUCAGAAUCAGGCCAUGGAGGCACUGAAGCAAGCUGAGGCAAACAGUACACUUGCGAAGAGGAGCUGCUCUCUCUCCAACGCACAUGUCCGUCGAGAUUGGAACUUAUUGAGUAAGAAGGAACGAAAGUCCUACAUCAAAGCUGUGAAAUGUAUGAUUUCAUCGCCAUCAAAAACACCUGCAGGACUUGUAUCCGGUGCAAAAACACGAUACGACGAUUUCGUUGCUCAACAUAUCAACCAGACAACGUCGAUCCACGGAACGGGCAAUUUCUUGAGCUGGCACAGGUACUUCGUGUACGGCUAUGAGAAGGCUCUGCGGGAUGAAUGUGGCUACACGGGUUACCAGCCGUACUGGAACUGGUUUAGUUACCAAAACGAUUUGAGCAAAUCUCCCCUUUUCGAUGGUUCCGAGACUAGUAUGGGUGGUGAUGGCGCUUUCCUUAAGCACAAUGGCAGUGUUAGCGGUGGUGGCUCGAUCCUCUUGCCAUCAGGAAAUGGAGGCGGAUGUAUAAAGAGUGGUCCUUUCAAGAAUCUGCAACUCAACCUCGGUCCUGUCCUCCCUGCUAUGGAAGGAUACGCUGCCGUAACGGACCCAUUCGAGUGGAACCCAAGAUGCGCUCGACGCGAUUUCAUUCCCACUACGGAAGACUACACCUUCACCAACCUCUAUAACAUGACACUCGGCGAGGCUUCUCAGAGCGUAUACACGUUCCAGAACGAGCUUCAGGGACGUUUUUCCGACGGAUUUCUAGGUACACAUACCGCUGGACACGUGAAAGUUGGUGGUGAUGCCGCCGAUUUCUUCAGCAGCACGAACGACCCUGUGUUCUUCCUGCACCAUGCCAUGUUAGAUCGUGUGUGGUGGAUGUGGCAGGCGUUGCAUCUCAAUCAGGCAAAGACAGUAGCUGGUACCAUUACUAUCCUCAACAACCCACCAAGUAGGAAUACUACGUUGCAGGACGUCAUCAGCACGAAUUUCCUCAACAUGCCAGACAGGCCGAUCGGAGAUCUGCUAGGUUCGCUGGAUGGAGAGCCAUUCUCGAAGCAGAUGCUGCAGCCAAUUCCCAUAAUCGGCGCUGGCAUCGCCGGUCUAACGCUGAGCCGCAGCCUCCUCCAUCGCGGCAUCCCAACCAUUAUCUACGAAAAGUCAAGCUCAAACCCACGCUUCAAUUACGCCAUCACUCUUCACUCGACUGCCUACCAGCCCCUUCUGGAAGUUCUGAAUCUUGAUGAUGUUGCGUUCAAGAAACGCGUCGCUGUUGAUGCCGAAGAUGGCGGGGCUGGAACAAUCGGAGAGCAAGUAGAUUUACCCAGCCAUGGAGGUCUAUACGCAACAACAUCAUCAUUUCGCGCCAAUAGAGCGAAGCUCGAACACCUGCUUCGUGAAGGUCUCGACAUACGUUGGAAACACAGUCUUCAAGGUGUUCAGAGGACUCAAAAAGGACCUAGGAUACGUUUCAGUAAUGGCGAAUCGUGGUCUAGUGGGAAACUUGUUAUAGGCGCAGAUGGUGUACAUUCCGACCUACGGAAACUUCUACUCCCAGCUUUAUCACAUCUGAACGUCCUUCCGUAUGUCGUUUUCAAUGGGAAAAGGAGAAUGGAGAGGGAGGAAUUUGACAACAUGUUCCGCGACGUGGCGAGGCCAAGGGAAAUGAAUGUUUGGGAAGUAAAAGCUGGGGAUGUGAUGCUUAAUGUCAGUGUUAAUAAGACGACGAGUGAAGAGGUAAGUCUCAGCUGGAUAUACUCGCGUCCUGUGCGUAGCGACGAGGAUGCACUGCAUCGUCCUAAUAGGCCGAACGAGGACGCGCAGAAGACACCCGAUGAGCUCUUUCAAGAGAUUGGUGAGCUGAGAAGUCUGGAAUCUCCCUUCUCGGACAUAUUCGAUGCGAAGAAGAUGCGCGGGGACAGGAUACUGCAUUGGCUGAUGCGAACAACAUCUACACCACUGUCGGAUUUGCAGGAUCUGUUUGCGAGGAAUGGAGUAUGUUUAAUGGGCGAUGCAAUUCAUGCAGAGCCUAUCGUGGGAGGUAACGGAGCCAACGCCGCUAUCUUAGACGCAUUGGCGCUUGCAGAAGCCAUCUCGAGCGAAGAAAAGAGAGACUGGGAAGGUAUCGAGGGCAACGUGAAGAAAGGCGUAUCGAAGUGGUAUGAUGAACGUUAUCCGGAGUGGGAGCAAGGGGCUGUAGAAAGUCAAAAAGCCAUCGCAAGAAUGCAUGAGGUGUCGUUAGGGGCGGAUGCGCGGCUUUAAGUAUCCAUGUAGGAGUACUCACCGAAGUAAACUACAGAAGCCGCGCCAAUGAAGACAAGGGUGGCGUGCUCGAUAGAUUUGUGUACUAAGAACCUCGUGCUUUCUGGAUUAUCCGACAGUACAGAAGGUACUCUACAAACACUUGCUGCACCUCCUAGUAAUAUACUUGCAG